Molecule: messenger RNA, 2377 nt
Organism: Oncorhynchus kisutch (coho salmon)
Lineage: Eukaryota; Metazoa; Chordata; Actinopteri; Salmoniformes; Salmonidae
Product: ankyrin repeat domain-containing protein 60
Exons: 4
Coding region: 241-1098 (285 amino acids)
Molecular function (GO): protein binding
Source: RefSeq, a predicted model, not a curated record
AGCUAUGUUGCAUAACACAUACAUACAUCCACACAAGCCAACAGCAGAUAAUAUUCAAUCAUAUAUAUGGUAAUGGCUAUAAUGUAAAACACAGGAUCCAACAGUACCGAGACCCAAAAGUGCGAUGAUUAACCGCGACAUCGACUCGAAGAGUGUACCGAGGCCAAAAGUGCAGUUUACCGUGACCCGUCGAAGAAAGUCAAGUUCAGUCUUGGUGCCAGGCUGCGUGAAACGGGAGAGAUGUUCGUUGUGCCCGACUGCCACCACAAUAUGAGAAUCAGAGAGCUAAAAAACACCAUGGAAUUAGUGGUUGGGAUUCCCACAGACUUCCAGAGAGUAUGCUACCUGGAUAAUGGUGACCUAUGUGAUGACACCACUAUUCACUGUAAUGACAUCGUCCCUGGAACUACUGUCACCCUGAUGAUCUGGCCUUAUGAUGGAUGGGCUGAGCUUGUGAUCGCUGCAGCUACUGGCAAUGUAUUCAAGCUCAAGAGUGUGAUGUCCAAACCAGCACCGCCACGUUCCUCCCAUCUCAGUGCUAUGGGUUCUAUGAGUGGAGCUCCUUCCUGGCUCUCUCACCGUCUCUUCUCUGCUCUGUUCAUCAGUGCCCACCGUGGACACAUGCCCGCUGUCCGCUUCCUGCUCCAACAAGGGGCCAACGUUAAGGGCCAGACUCCCCUGGGGCGCGGGGCCCUCCACGCGGCAGCCGCCCAGGGCCAGUUGCAGUCCAUCCAGGAGCUACUGGUGCGCGGCGCCCCACACCAACUGGAGGACGCUGAGGGCAUGACAGCUCUGAGAACCGCCAUGCGCUGGGACCAGAGGAAGAGCACCCGGCAGCUCUUCCUCUUCCACUGGCAGGAGCGUGCGCAGGGCGUGCGCCUCAAGCCUCACCUGGAUGAGACAGAGCUGUUCGCCCACCAGAAACAUGACUCCCAACUAUGCACCUGGCACCGUGGUGCCCACGCUCAGAGAUACAUGGCCCACCUGAGGUGCUGUAGCCGUGGGGUGGAGGGCAUGGUGGAAGUGAGGCAGCUGGGGCCGCCGCAGAACACGGCCAUGAGGGCCCAGGCAAGGAGGGCGUGGAUGGGGGAUGCGUGACCAGAGCUGCAUGUCAAGAACAGGGCAGAUGGCCAAGAGCCUGGUCCUGGAGAGCCGUGCACACAGGAUUUUAUUCCAGCCCAGCACCAACACACCAGUUCCUAACUACUCUGGAUUGAAUCGCAUGAGCAGUCGGGUCAUUUGAAUCAGAUGUGGUAGUGUUGUGGUAGUGUCAGCCUCCAGUAUUUAUGCUGCAGUAGUUUAUGUGUCGGGGGGCUGGGGUCAGUUUGUUAUAUCUGGAGUACUUCUCCUGUCCUAUUCGGUGUCCUGUGUGAAUCUAAGUGUGCGUUCUCUAAUUCUCUCCUUCUCUCUUUCUUUCUCUCUCUCGGAGGACCUGAGCCCUAGGACCAUGCCCCAGGACUACCUGACAUGAUGACUCCUUGCUGUCCCCAGUCCACCUGGCCAUGCUGCUGUUCCAGUUUCAACUGACCUGAGCCCUAGGACCAUGCCCCAGGACUACCUGACAUGAUGACUCCUUGCUGUCCCCAGUCUACCUGGCCAUGCUGCUGCUUCAGUUUCAACUUCCACCUGACUGCUGCUGCUCUAGUUUCAACUGUUCUGCCUUAUUAUUAUUUGACCAUGCUGGUCAUUUAUGAACAUUGAACAUCUUGACCAUGUUCUGUUAUAAUCUCCACCCGGCACAGCCAGAAGAGGACUGGCCACCCCACAUAGCCUGGUUCCUCUCUAGGUUUCUUCCUAGGUAUUGGCCUUUCUAGGGAGUUUUUCCUAGCCACCGUGCUUCUACACCUGCAUUGCUUGCUGUUUGGGGUUUUAGGCUGGGUUUCUGUACAGCACUUUGAGAUAUCAGCUGAUGUACGAAGGGCUAUAUAAAUAAAUUUGAUUUGAUUUGAUUUGAUUUGUUGGGUUGGAACAAAAACUUGCUAACAGACAAUGUUUCCCCCUUGUUCAUUUAGUCAGAAGUUUGCCUACCUCUCCCACAUCGGACGUUGAGUAAGCACUUUCGCAAUCGUUCCGAGCAGCAAGACUCCCUUCAUGAAAUUAUCAAGAAGCAGAAAAGUAGAUGAACUGACAUUUACAGUGCCUUGCGAAACUAUAUAAUCAAGAUAAACCAGUGAAAAAAAGGUGCAGCAAAAAGGUGUAAUCACAUUAGUCAGAGAUGGGGAAAUAAGAACCUGGACGACAGAAUGUGACAUUGCUUAUUGGUGAAUGAAAGUAGAAACCAGAGAGAAAAAAUAUAUAUAAAUACUGUAUGAUAAAAGCCAAUUCAACGGGAGUUGACAACUGUUAAAUGGGAAAUAAAGUACCUUUAAGGUUUAAA